GGCGAGUUAUGACUCUGAGGAGGUUGUGUGCAGUGUUCCAGUGACCAUGGGAGAGAGCUCAAGGAGGGACCGGUCUGCGUCUCCUAGCAGGAGGCAAAAGGAGCGGGAUAAUGAGCAUCGAUCAUCUCACAAACAUUCGUCGCGUGACAAAACUCAUCGGCAUCGGUAUUCUGAUGAAGAGAACGACGAUAGAAGACGAAAACAUAGAAGAGACAAGGAUCGCGAUGAGACCGAAGAGGAGCGUAAGGAGAGAAAGAGGCUGAAGAAGGAGAAGAGAAGAGAAAGCAGGAAGCACGAAGAGCUUGAUGUCGUGGAUGACGAUGAUGAUGGGGAUAUGUGGGUCGAGAAAAGUGUCGAUGGAGCGGUCGCCGUGUCAAACAUACCUACAUCUGAAGCUCUGGGCAAUCGAUCACAAGCUGUCCAUGCCGAAGUUCCACCUCCACCAUCGACAUCAGCAAGUGCAGAGACGAGACAACGUGAAGCAUGGAUGCUAGAUCCUGGUCCGAUGGCGACGUCAGCGACCAUCCCGAAGGUCACGAGAGAUAUUCCUCAGAGCGCUGGGUCCUCGGCUUGGAGUGGCGGGUCGGCAAUCGCCCAUGAGAACGAAUCAAUGAUCCCUGCUGGAGAUGGCGACUUCUUUUCGUCACUGGGGACGGAGCAUAAGCGGAAAGGUGCUCAGGACGAUAAGCCUGACCCUGGAGCUCUUCAGAUUGACCGGAGGGAGCUCAACUUACAGCUCAAAGAGGGCAAGUCAUUGGACGAGUACGAAGCUCCUGAGAAGAAAAAAGUCACGCCUGGGGGACCGGGUCAUCAAUGGCGAAUGAUGAAGCUGAAGCGGCUGUACGAACAAGCGGAAGAGCAGGGCCGAGAUAUCGAAGACGUCGCUAUGGAACGGUACGGAUCCAUCGAAGACUUCAACGAGGCGCUGGAAGAGCGUCGGAUACUAGACGAAAGGGAUAAGCGGCGCGAGUCACGUCGUGGUGGUGAAAUGGCAGGGACUUCUACACCCGGAUCAUCAGGCAUGCGGACGCCAGACGUUGGCGGAAACAAAAGAUUCAUGUUCAUGUCGGAAGAAGGGGCGAGUCGUCCGGGCUCGAGAGCCGGAUUCAGGCGACCUGGUGAAUCUGAAGAUACGGCGACACCUUCUGGAUCCGGAACACGAGUGGCCGAACUGCGAAGGAGUGAAAGUGGGACUCCUAGGACGGUCCACAGUGCUCUGCCAAAUUCCAAUAAUCCCGCCAAAAUCUCCACGCCUAUCCCUAAUGUCUUUACACCCACUUCACUUACUCGACAGUCGUCCGGGUACCCGUUCUCCGAUCCAAGCCGGAACGAUCAAGUGUCUGGCGAUUCGACAAGCUCUCAGCCGCCCAUGUCUACGGAGGCUCUGAAUAAGCUGCAAGCGAAAGUCAUUCGUGCGAGAUUGAUGGAUGACCCAAAAGCACAGCAGCUGGAGGAAGAGUAUGAGAGGGAGAUGAUUCGGUCUGAGCGUGCUGGAGGGGACCAGGGAGGUGCAGGGUUAUGGGCAGGGGCAAGUGGUGGCAUUCAAGGUCAAAUGGGAAGAGAGGCGGAUGAGACUGGACGACGGACGGAAAUCCAAGUCCUGCCUACAUUGGACGGCCGAGGACAGUUGUACGAUGUGGGAACGGGUAAGCAGGACGAGGCUGUUCAGCGAGCGGGAAACAGGCGGAAGAAGCCGGAAAAGUUUGAGACGAGGGACCGGCAAGGGAAUAUCAUACGUUAUAAUGCGGACGAUGACGAACAGACAUUGGGCGAAUUGGUCCGACAGGAACGAUUUGGAGCUGGAGCAGGAGAUCAGAAAGAUAUAGAUGCGGAGAUGGCUUCUGCGAUCACGCGUGAUGCGAAAUUUGAUGACGAUCUCGAUUAUAUGGACGACAAUGCGGAGCGGCUUGCGCAAAGAAAGCGGAAAACUGACGCUAUGAAGAGGGCAUUUGCGAUCAAUGACUUUGCGCGCACGAAAAAGGCCUUGGACACAUGCCCAUUCUGCUAUCAAGAUGACCGGCCACCUCAGAUUGCGAUGGUCGCAUUAGGCACCCGGACAUACAUGUGUUGCACUCAAUUCGAGGAGCUCGUGCCAGGGCACUGCUUGAUUGUACCUCUGCAGCACCAUCUCAGUUCGUUGGAGAUGGAGGAUGAUGAUUGGGAAGAAAUCAGGAAUUUCAUGAAAUGCCUGAUGCAGAUGCAUGCCAAGGACAACAAGGGCGUCAUCUUCUUUGAGACCAUUCUCAGCUUCAAGCAACAGCGUCAUACCUUUAUUGAGGCAAUCCCGGUACCUUUUGCUCAGUUUCAAGACCUCCCAGCGUACUUUAGGGAAUCGAUCCUCGCAUCAGAGAGCGAAUGGACACAACACAAGAAGCUCAUCGACUUCUCGUCAAGACCUGGCGGAUUCAGACGUAUGCUCGUCCCCAACUUGCCUUACUUCAUGGUCCAUUGGGACUACAAGGGUGAAAAGGGUUACGGGCACGUCAUUGAAGGAGUGGAUGAUGAUUCUGGUCGAGGUGGCGGGGAAGAAGACAUGGGAGGGGCAGUAUACGAGGGUGAAAAGGGUGGAUCGGAAUUUCCAAAAUACUUUGCUGCUGAGAUUGUCGGUAAUCUGCUAGGUCUGGAGCCGCGGAAAUGGCGUAAACCACGUCGGAUGGAUAUCGCUCUGAACAAGGAGAGAGCCAGAGCGUUGGGUACAAAGUUUCAGCCGUAUAACUGGACGACUCAGCUUGCUCAGCAGAGCUGAUGUCCUUAAGCGGUAGCUGUGUAGCGAUAUGAUAUGAUUCUCACAGUCGAUAUCAAGUAUAGUCAUCUAUCGUAAAUCAAUGUCCGGUUGCAUCUUCGAGCUGUGUGAAACCAAAAUUUCAAUGUCAC
Kockovaella imperatae is the source of this 2874-nucleotide messenger RNA. RefSeq names its product CwfJ C-terminus 1-domain-containing protein-like protein. The coding region runs from base 47 to 2746 and encodes 899 amino acids. The transcript is spliced from 9 exons. The record is from RefSeq and is a predicted model, not a curated record. Gene Ontology annotation, biological process: mRNA splicing, via spliceosome. NCBI's taxonomy places the organism in Eukaryota, Fungi, Basidiomycota, Tremellomycetes, Tremellales, Cuniculitremaceae. Gene Ontology annotation, cellular component: post-mRNA release spliceosomal complex.